Molecule: messenger RNA, 2867 nt
Organism: Pantherophis guttatus
Lineage: Eukaryota; Metazoa; Chordata; Lepidosauria; Squamata; Colubridae
Source: RefSeq, a predicted model, not a curated record
AUGAAAUCUGGAUUCCCAGAAGGGAAUGAGUGUAUUCCAGAAAAACCACUAACUCAGACUUACCAACACAUCUUGGCUCUGGUAUUUGCUGUAGAAGAGAUUAAUGGAAAUCCCCAGAUCUUGACCAAUGACACCCUGGGCUUCAACAUCUAUAACAACUAUUUUAAUCCAAAACUGACAUAUGCAGCAACAAUGGAAAUUCUGUCCACACCGGGCAGAUUCAUCCCAAACUAUAAAUAUGAUUUCCAGAACAAUCUGGUCGCGGUCAUUGGAGGACCUAACUCAAAUGAUUUCCUUCACGUAGCAACCAUCCUGAGUCAAUACAAGAUUGCACAGGAUUUAGAUGAUGUAAAAUCCUCUAUCAAGGAGGAAGAACAGAAAGUAGGUUUAGAGGAGGUAGUUUUAGGGGAGGAGUCAGAUGAACCAUCUGCAGUAAGUCCUGUAUUACCUAGGAGAUCUACUAGGGAAAGGCAUCCACCUGAUCGAUAUAAAGCAAUUGUAGUUUGCCAGGUUAACAUUGAACCUUCAAGUUAUGAGCUUGCCUAUUCUUCUGCUCCAGAGAUAAAUACACAAAAUCAAGCCAUUUCCUUCCAUUGGAUGUUUCCCAAUGCAGAUUAUCAAUAUUAUGGGAUUCUUCAGCUGUUGCUUUAUUUCAAGUGGACAUGGAUGGGCAUAUUUUAUAUUGGCAUUGGCAUCCAGGCAGAAUUAUUGCUCCGGAAAGUGUUACCUUUCUUUUCACAGCAUGGCAUCUGUUUUGAUUUCAUCGAAAAGUUUCCUAGUGGUAUGUUCAAUGAUCUGGAUAUGAUUGUGGAAGCAUCCCGUGCUAAAUUAAACCUCGCCUGGAACAGCAGAGCAAAUGCAGUGAUCUUUCAUGGAGAGUUUCACAGUAUAAGCUGUUUAUGGGGUUUCCUCGAAAUGUCAGAAUAUUAUGACACGGCGGGGAAAAAAGCAAAAGUCUGGAUCAUGACAGCAGAGGUGGACUUUACAUCCAACCUGUUUCAAAGAAACUGGGGCAUAGAUUUCCUCCAUGGCGCUAUAUCCUUGGCAAUCCAAUCUAAGGAAGUGUCAGGAUUUCAGAAAUUUGUUCAGAUGAGAAACCCUAUUUUGCAUAAAGCAGACGGUUUCUUAAAAGAGAUCUGGCAGCAGCUUUUUAAUUGCCUGAUUCCAAGCUUUCCCACUGAGUCAGUGGAACAGAAUAUCUGCACUGGAGAGGAGAGGCUGGAGAUUCUCCCUGCAACCAUUUCUGAAACAAGGAUGACCGCCCACAGUUACUGUGUCUAUAACGCCAUCUAUGCUGUUGCAUAUGCUUUGCAUGCCCUGUAUUCAUCCAUAAGCAAGCACAGAUCAAGGGUAACAUGGAAAAUUCUUAAACAACAGUCAUGGAAGCUUCACCAUUUCCUGAGAGGAGUUUCAUUCAAUAACAGUGCUGGAGACAAGAUUUCCUUUGAUGAAAAUGGAGAAUUUGUAGGAAGAUUUGAUAUCAUAAACUGGGUCACAUUCCCAAACCAGUCCUUCCAUAGAGUUAAGGUGGGAACCAUAGAUCCAGACCCACUCUCACAUCACCUGCUGACCAUUAGAGAGGAUGAAAUCAUCUGGCCCACCUGGUUUAAUCAGCCUCCCACAUCGGCUGCAACCCGUCAUUUUUCUGCUUCACCAUCAGCUACCCCAAAACCGAAGCUCUAUUUCCGCCAACCACCCAAUCCUGCAUGGAAAGGGCCCGCUGACCUUAUUACCUGGGGCCGUGGAUAUGCUGCUGUCCAGUACAACAAUCAGACCAUCUGGAUCCCUGGAAGACAUGUAUCACCUGUCUCCCUGUGUAAUGAUAACUGCCCUUCAGGUUACCAAAAGGCCAAAAUAGAAGGAAAACCAUUUUGCUGCUAUGACUGCCUUCCAUGUUCACAGGGAGAGAUCACAAAUCAAACAGAUAUGCACACAUGCUUCCAAUGUCCAGAUGAUCAGUAUCCAAACAAUAAGCAGGAUUUCUGCCUUUCCAAGGAAAUGACAUACCUCUCUUAUGAAGGAACAUUAGGAAGCAGUUUGGUGACAGUGGCCAUUAUCCUUUCUUUCACCACAAUUUUUGUACUAGGAUUGUUCCUGAAGUACCACAACACACCUAUCGUUAAGGCCAACAACCGCAGCCUCUCCUACACCCUCCUCAUCUCCCUCCUCCUCUCCUUCCUUUGUUCUCUGCUUUUUAUUGGUCAACCCAUGAAGAUCACUUGUCUCCUUCGACAAACUGCUUUUGGGAUCAUCUUCUCAGUGGCUGUUUCUUGUAUGCUGGCCAAAACCAUUACCGUAGUUCUUGCUUUCAUGGCCACUAAGCCUGGAUCACGGAUGAGGACAUGGGUUGGGAAAAAAUUAACUUUUUCCAUUGUUCUUUGUUGUACUUUUAUGCAAACUCUUCUUUGCAUUGUGUGGCUUGGAAUUUCUCCCCCUUUCCCAGACUUGGAUAAGCACUCCUUCAUUUCUGAAAUUGUUGUCGAAUGCAAUGAGGGGUCAGUUGUCAUGUUUUAUAGUGUCUUGUCUUUUAUGGGUUUCCUGGCUAUUAUCAGUUUUGUUGUAGCUUUCCUAGCUAGGAAGUUACCAGACACUUUCCAGGAAACCAAAUCCAUCACAUUCAGCAUGCUGGUUUUCUGCAGUGUGUGGUUAUCAUUUGUCCCUGCGUACAUUAGCACCAAAGGGAAAUACACAGUGGCUGUGGAGAUUUUCUCCAUCUUGGCCUCCAGUGCUGGACUCCUGUCUUGUGUCUUUUUCCCAAAAUGUUACAUUAUUAUAGUGAGACCUGAUCUUAACAAACGAGAGCAGUUAAUAAAAAGAGGAAAUUGACCAACCACUUGUCUGAAAUGGUAUAGGUUCUCAUGCUUGAG